UGUUUACACUUGGGCCCAACACGAGGCUCCCGACCUUCUAGUUCCCUUCUUCUGACCCGGGGCGGCGGACGAGGCCGAGGCCACCGACGGCGACGAUGGGCGGCGGCGAGGGCAAGUCCAGGAAGCGCCGCUCUUCUCCCUCCUCAGGGGAGGAAGAGGGGAGGGAGCGGAGGAGGCGGGACAAGAAGGAGAGCAGGAGGAGCAGCCGUGACGACAGGGAUGAUGACGGCGACAGGCACAAGAAGAGGAAGAAGGGGAAACACAGCGACAGGGACAAGGACAAAGGCAAAGAGAGAGAUUCGAAGGAUAGGCAUUCUAAGGAGAAGGAGAAGAGCAAGAGAAAAGACAAGGAUGCUGUAAGUUCUGUCUUCAAAGAAAUAUCCAAGGAUGACUACUUUGCAAAGAACAAUGAGUUUGCUACCUGGUUGAAGGAAGAAAAAGGCAAAUAUUUCUCAGAUUUGUCUUCAGAGUCUGCUCGUGAUCUGUUCCUAAAGUUUGUGAAACAAUGGAACAAAGGAAAGCUGCCAUCACAAUACUAUGAGGGGAUUACGAGUGGCCCACGUUCAGCACACAAUUGGAACAUCAAAACAUGAUACAUUUUCUGCUUCAUCGGGUCCUUCAGCUUGAGACAUUUUGUGUUCUCCUGGCGAGAUUUUCUUAUAGUUGCAUGUGGCAAUGGCUUUUAAUGUUCUAGGUUAUUGUAUUUAAGCUGAUGUGCAUAAUGUCUAAGGCAGGACGGUAGAUCGUGGGUCUCUCUAGUAUCCAGUGUUUAACAUUAAUGCUAGUUUUUCAAUUAUUACUACUGUUAGAUCCUGACAAUGAGCAAACAUACUGUUUCUGGGGGAAGGAUGUGUUCUGUUGUUAAGUGCCAACAUACAUUGAUUUUCUUGCAAUGCUGAUUGCUAAUAUUUUCUACGGCAACCUUA
This is a messenger RNA of Sorghum bicolor (sorghum), 926 nucleotides long. RefSeq names its product TRAF3-interacting protein 1. The transcript has 4 exons. The record is from RefSeq and is a predicted model, not a curated record. Lineage: Eukaryota; Viridiplantae; Streptophyta; Magnoliopsida; Poales; Poaceae. Bases 96 to 593 code for a protein of 165 amino acids.